CAUACCAGGAUCUCACUGUGGACGCACUAAGGAAGAACUGCGCAUCAAAGGCAUUAAGAGUGUACAGGACCACGAACCUUUUUAAGAGAAGGACAACAGAAUGUGCGGAAUAUUUGCCUACCUAAAUUAUCAAGUGCCCCGCACAAGGAAGGAGAUCUUUGACACUUUAGUGAAAGGACUCCAGAGGCUGGAAUACAGAGGAUAUGAUUCAGCUGGCAUUGCAGUGGAUAGUCCAAGCAAGACCACGAAGGAUGCCAACAAUAACAUCUGCCUCAUCAAGCAGAAGGGCAAAGUCAAGAACCUGGAUGAGGAGCUCUACAAGGGAGACUCCAUGGAUCUUGAGGAGGAGUUAGAGACCCACUUUGGUAUCGCUCACACUCGCUGGGCAACGCAUGGAGAACCCAGUCCCAUCAACAGCCAUCCUCACCGCUCUGACAAAAAUAAUGAGUUUGUAGUGGUCCACAAUGGAAUCAUCACCAACUACAAAGAACUGAAGAAGUACCUGAACUCCAAAGGCUAUGAGUUUGAAUCGGAGACAGACACCGAGGUCAUCCCCAAACUGAUCAAAUAUGUUUAUGACAACAGGGAGAAGGAAAAUUUGUCCUUUUCAACUCUCGUCGAACGAGUUAUUCAACAGCUGGAAGGCGCCUUUGCUCUGGUCUUCAAAAGCAGCCACUUCCCAGGGGAGGCCGUGGCCACCAGGAGGGGAAGCCCACUGCUGAUUGGUGUGCGGAGCCAGUUUGAGCUGCCCUCUGAACACAUCCCCAUUCAGUACAACAGCGCUCCGUACUUCUCUGUACUGCAUGAUGGGCCCAAGGCCUCUAGUGCCACUGAGGCUCACAGUGAGGUGCUGCCCAUAGCACGUAUUCCAGAUGGAGUUCAGGAGAGGAACAGUCGAAACAAGACAGACUCUGGAGUGGAACAGCAGGACAUUGUGGCUGGGACGGCUGUGGAGUACUACUUUGCCUCAGAUGCCAGUGCCAUCAUUGAGCACACCAACAAAGUGAUCUACCUGGAGGAUGACGACAUCGCAGCUGUGAUCAAGGGGAACCUGUCUCUGCACCGUAUAAACCGUCGCACAGGAGAUUCCCCAUCACGGGUCAUCCAGACCCUGCAGAUGGAACUGCAGCAGAUCAUGAAAGGUAAUUUUGAAGCUUUCAUGCAGAAGGAGAUCUUUGAGCAGCCGGAGUCAGUGGUGAACACCAUGAGGGGCCGGAUCUCCUUUGAGACCAGCAAAGUGAUUCUGGGAGGCCUGAAAGAUCACCUGAAAGAGAUCAAGCGUUGUAGGAGGCUCAUCAUGAUCGGCUGUGGCACUAGCUUUCAUGCAGCUGUGGCGACCAGGCAGAUGCUGGAGGAGCUGACAGAACUUCCUGUUAUGGUGGAGCUAGCCAGUGACUUCCUGGACCGAUACACACCUGUCUUCAGAGAUGACGUGUGCUUCUUCAUCAGCCAGUCAGGUGAGACAGCUGACACACUCAUGGCACUUCGGUACUGUAAGGACAGAGGAGCUUUAACCGUGGGCAUUACCAACACAGUGGGAAGUUCCAUCUCACGGGAGACAGACUGUGGUGUGCACAUCAAUGCUGGCCCAGAGAUCGGCGUGGCCAGCACAAAGGCAUACACCAGUCAGUUUGUGGCCAUCACUAUGUUUAGUCUGAUGAUGAGCGAGGACAGAAUCUCAAUGCAGAAGAGGAGAGAGGAGAUCAUCAGUGGGCUCAAAGAUCUUCCAGACAUGAUUAAGACGGUGCUGGAACUGGAUGAGAAGAUCAAGACCAUUGCAAAGGAACUCUACGAGCAAAGAUCCCUGUUGGUCAUGGGUCGAGGAUUCAACUACGCCACCUGCCUGGAGGGGGCACUGAAAAUAAAGGAGAUCACCUACAUGCAUUCAGAGGGCAUUCUGGCUGGAGAACUGAAGCAUGGACCACUCGCUCUGAUCGACAAAGACAUGCCUGUCAUCAUGAUCAUCAUGAGGGAUGCCUGUUACACCAAGUGCCAAAAUGCCUUACAACAGGUCACUGCCAGACAAGGACGGCCGAUCCUGAUCUGCGCCCAGGACGACCCAGAGACCACGAGGUCCGCCCACCACACCAUCGCGCUGCCCCACACGGUGGACUGCCUGCAGGGCAUCCUCAGCGUCAUCCCUCUGCAGCUCAUGUCCUUCCACCUGGCUGUGCUCCGCGGAUUUGAUGUGGACUGUCCCAGGAAUCUGGCCAAAUCUGUCACUGUGGAGUAAAACAGAGCAGGCGGGGAUCUGGAAUCUUCCAGUAUAGUGCAAUUAAGUGUGUAGGCCUAUCUAUGUGUAAGAAGGAAGAAGGUGUGUGUGUGUGUGUGUGUGUGUGUGUGUGUGUGUGUGUGUGUGUGUGUGUGUGUGUGUGUGUGUGUGUGUGUGUGUGUGUGUGUGUGUGUGUGUGUGUGUGUGUGUGUGUGUGUGUGUGUGUGUGUGUGUGUGUGAGAGAGAGAGAGAGAGAGAGAGAGAGAGAGAGAGAGAGAGAGCAGAGAUGGGGAAUUGUGAAGGUGAGAUGGAGAAUGGAGAUGUGAGCAGUGAACAGCUGUAUGUAUGUGUAUAUGGUGCGUUAUUGUGGGGAUAUGUUUAUCAAACUGAAAUGUGAAACUCCACUCUGAAUGGAAGAACUUUGAAUGGAGAGCACAUUAUGAUACUGAUAGUCACUUUUAAGAAGCUCAAUAGCUUUUUAUCCCAAAGGCAUUAUAGUUUACAAUAGGCAGUUGUCAAGUAUUUUGCAACCAAUCUUAUAACAUAACGAGCCAGAGGAAUCUGUUUUGACGUGUUCACAUGGUGAACUGAAGUGCUUGCAAAUGUGCAAUAUUGUCUGACAUGGGAAGUUAAAGUGGGCCAGAGAUGAGGUUUGCCAUAUGAAUGUAAACGAUACACAAAAGCAUUCCGUUCUGUUUAACAUAUUCUGUAUGAUAAAUUGCAUAGCUACACAACCAAAGUUUAUUUCAUAUGUUGCAUCAUGAUAUCAGGCACCCUGACAAUGGUGAUUUGGAAGCUUUCACUGAUCAUGUAGCCUCCUCUCCAGAAUUUGUCAACAGAUAAGUUGAUUCAAAUCAUAGAAUAGUUUUCUAAACAGAUGUCACAAGGGUAUGGGGCUAUGAAUUGUGUAAAGCUUUUGGUCUCAAGGCUUUAAGCUCUUGUGUGGUUUAUCAGGUGAUUGUGACUGUCAUAUGCGUGGGGAUCAAUCAGUAGGCCUAACUUCCAUAUCACUGGUCUAUAAUUGUUUCUUUAUAGGUGAAUCUUACUGUAAGAUCAAAUUGCUAUUUUUAUUAUAUAUUUAUAUUUUUAAAAAGAGUUCACUUUUUUUAUCUGAUGAUACAUGUAGAGUCAGAGUUGGACAAUCAUUAACUUUUCAAUGUGUCUUUCUGUAAUGUAGUGUAAUAAUUAUGGUUGAAUAAAGAAAUAUGAUAAAUGUCAACAAGAAUUCUGAAAAAACUUUCUGCUGAGUCAGACAA
Messenger RNA from Sardina pilchardus (European sardine), 3468 nucleotides. RefSeq names its product glutamine--fructose-6-phosphate aminotransferase [isomerizing] 2-like. NCBI's taxonomy places the organism in Eukaryota, Metazoa, Chordata, Actinopteri, Clupeiformes, Clupeidae. The record is from RefSeq and is a predicted model, not a curated record. The transcript has 20 exons. Gene Ontology annotation, biological process: protein N-linked glycosylation; carbohydrate derivative biosynthetic process; UDP-N-acetylglucosamine metabolic process. Gene Ontology annotation, molecular function: L-glutamine:D-fructose-6-phosphate transaminase (isomerizing) activity; carbohydrate derivative binding. Bases 101 to 2233 code for a protein of 710 amino acids.